Messenger RNA from Euleptes europaea (tarantolino), 1161 nucleotides. RefSeq names its product EI24 autophagy associated transmembrane protein (gene EI24). Gene Ontology annotation, biological process: macroautophagy. NCBI's taxonomy places the organism in Eukaryota, Metazoa, Chordata, Lepidosauria, Squamata, Sphaerodactylidae. The record is from RefSeq and is a predicted model, not a curated record. Gene Ontology annotation, cellular component: endoplasmic reticulum. The transcript has 10 exons. The coding region runs from base 103 to 1125 and encodes 340 amino acids.
CACCAAUUUCCCAUCUCUUCACCAUGAGAGAGGUUGGGGUUCACUUCUUCCCUUCACCCUGUAGUUGAUAGUUUUGGAUUUGGAGGCGAUGCUGGAGUAGAGAUGGCAGAUAGUGUCAAGAUCUUCCUUAAUGAUCUCAUUAGGGGAAUUAAGGAUUCCAUAUGGGGGAUCUGCACAAUCUCCAAACUGGAUGCUCGGAUCCAGCAGAAAAGGGAAGAGCAACGGAAAAGGAGAGCAAGCAGCGUACUUGCUCAACGAAGAGCACAGAGCGAGGAGAGGAAGCAGGAGAAUGAACCCCAGAUUGUGAGCCGAAUAUUUCAGUGUUGUGCAUGGAAUGGAGGUGUAUUUUGGCUUAGUCUUCUUUUGUUCUACCGGGUCUUUAUACCUGUCCUUCAGUCAGCAACAGCACACAUCAUUGGUGACCCUUCGUUACACGGUGAUGUCUGGUCUUGGUUGGAGUUUAUCCUCACCUCCAUCUUCAGUGCACUUUGGGUCCUUCCUCUCUUUGUGCUCAGUAAAGUUGUCAAUGCCAUCUGGUUUCAGGACAUCGCUGAUCUGGCGUUCGAGGUGUCGGGAAGGAAGCCUCAGCCAUUCCCCAGUGUCAGUAAAAUAAUUGCUGACAUGCUGUUUAAUCUUUUGCUGCAAGCUCUUUUCCUUAUCCAGGGGAUGAUUGUAAGCCUGUUUCCCAUCGAUAUCAUUGGCCAGCUGGUCAGCCUACUUCACAUGUCGCUGCUCUAUUCGCUGUACUGUUUUGAGUACCGCUGGUUUAACAAAGGAAUUGAAAUGCAUCAACGAUUAUCCAACAUUGAAAGAAACUGGCCCUAUUACUUCGGAUUCGGUUUACCACUGGCUUUUCUCACUGCAAUGCAGUCGUCUUACAUUAUCAGUGGCUGCCUGUUCUCCAUUCUUUUUCCUCUGUUUAUUAUCAGCGCCAAUGAAGCAAAGACUCCAGGAAAAGCAUACCAUUUCCAGUUGCGCCUCUUUUCCUUGGUGGUCUUCCUGAGCAACAGACUCUUUCACAAGACGGUCUACUUUCAAUCCACCCUGAGCAGUUCUUCGUCGGCCGACCGGCUGCCCUCUCCGCACCCAUCGCCUGCCAGGCAAAAGGCACCUUUAGUGCACUGAACCCUAACCAAAGCGGGGAGGCAGAGAGAGCGCCGU